AUGCACCCAACCAGUGUUCUCACGAUCGUUCUGGUUGCAUGUGCUACUGUCAGCGCACAACUACAUCAGCUCGCUGUUGCAGCAGGGUUCAAGUACUUUGGCACAGCUGUCGAUAACCCCGGGCUCAACAAUCAGGCGUACAUGAACAUCGCCUCGAACAAGAAUGAGUUCGGUCAAGUUACCCCAGCGAACGGGCAGAAGUGGGAUUCCACUGAGCGCGCCCAAGGCCAGUUCAGCUACGCCAACGGCGAUGCCGUCACCAACAGGGCGCGACAGGCCAGCCAGAUCCUUCGUUGCCAUACCCUUGUGUGGCAUAGCCAGCUGCCCAGCUGGGUCAACAACAUCAACGGACGCGACGCCAUGACAAGGGUGCUCCAGACCCACAUCCAGAAUGUCGCCGGCCACUACAAAGGCCAGUGCUAUGCCUGGGACGUCGUCAAUGAAGCUCUCGAGGAUAGCGGCACCUACCGCAACAGCCCUAUGUACCGCGCCCUCGGCAAAGAUUUCAUCCCUCUCGCCUUCCAAGCCGCUGCCGCCGCUGACCCGGACGCGAAGCUGUACUACAAUGACUACAACAUUGAGAACCCAGGUGCCAAGUAUAACGAAGCUCUCAACAUCGUGCGCAGCAUCAAGGCCGCCGGCGCGAGGGUCGACGGUGUCGGUCUGCAAGCCCAUUUCAUCGUGGGCCAAACACCGAGCUUGACGAACCUGAAGACGGUGCUCACCGGGUUCGCGGCCCUGGUGGACGAGGUUGCAUACACGGAGCUCGACAUCCGACAUCCGCGACUCCCUGCAUCCGACGCGGACCGGCAACAGCAGAGUCGGGACUACCAGACCGUUGCGCAAGCGUGCCUCGAUACGCCCAAGUGCAUCGGGAUCACGGUGUGGGACUUUGCUGACCAGGUGAGACCUCUUCCUUCGCGACGUGCGGGAUCCGAGAGCUGA
Molecule: messenger RNA, 945 nt
Organism: Colletotrichum higginsianum IMI 349063
Lineage: Eukaryota; Fungi; Ascomycota; Sordariomycetes; Glomerellales; Glomerellaceae
Product: Beta-xylanase
Exons: 2
Coding region: 1-945 (314 amino acids)
Biological process (GO): carbohydrate metabolic process
Molecular function (GO): hydrolase activity, hydrolyzing O-glycosyl compounds
Source: RefSeq, a predicted model, not a curated record